Messenger RNA from Hibiscus syriacus, 612 nucleotides. RefSeq lists its product as uncharacterized. Lineage: Eukaryota; Viridiplantae; Streptophyta; Magnoliopsida; Malvales; Malvaceae. The record is from RefSeq and is a predicted model, not a curated record. Bases 1 to 612 code for a protein of 203 amino acids. The transcript has a single exon.
AUGUCUGAUACUUCAUCCAAUUCACAAUCUAAUGAUAUUGUCGCUACACAGACUCAGGUUGCGAGCCAAACGUUACAUAUGACCAUAAGUCAUAAUGAAAAGCCUGCGAAAUUCAAUGGAGAGAAUUUCAAAACAUGGCAACAGAAAAUGUUGUUCUAUUUGGCGACAUUUAAUCUGGCCAAAUUUUUUAAGGAUGAUCCUCCUACUAUUAGAGAGGAUGAAGUGGAUGCUGCAACUGUAUUCAAUAUUACCGAAGCAUGGAAGCACUCUGAUUUCCUAUGCCGUAACUACAUCUUGAAUGGUUUAUCUGAUGCACUUUAUGAAGUAUACAACAUAAAGAAAAUAGCUAAGGAACUAUGGGAAUCAUUGGACCAUAAAUACAAAACUGAAGAUGCUGGUGCUAAGAAAUUCUUAGUUGCCAAAUUCUUAAACUUUGUAAUGGCUUAUUCUAAAACUGUUGUGAAUCAAGUGCAAGAAUUCCAACUGAUCAUUCAUGGUAUUCUCGAACAAGGGAUGAUUAUAAGUGAAUCCUUUCAGGUGGCAACCAUUACUGAAAAACUUCCGCUUGCUUGGAAUGACUUUAAGAAUUAUCUUAAGCAUAAGAGAAAAUAA